AAACAAUCCUAUUGAUGGAUUAGCGCUAUUUGUCGAAGCACUGAAGAAGAUUGCUGGUACAAAUGUCUUGCAAAUUAAUUUUUUUGUUCCUAGCACUUGUUUAUGCCCAUAGCAAUGCUGUAAGUGUUCGCCAGAAUGUACGAAAAUUCCCCGAUGGCUUCGCUUUCGGCGCAGCUACGGCUUCAUAUCAAGUUGAAGGCGCAUGGAACGAAGAUGGAAAGUCAGAAAAUAUCUGGGACCACUUAACUCAUUCGCAACCAAAUCCCGUAAAAGAUGGGUCUUCAGGAGAUGUAGCAGCGAAUUCUUAUCACCUGUACAAAAGGGACGUGGAGAUGAUGAGGGAAUUGGGCCUUCAGUUUUAUAGAUUCUCCCUUUCGUGGUCUCGGCUCUUACCAACUGGGUUCCCAGACGUCAUCAAUCAAGCGGGCGUGGAUUACUAUAACAAUUUAAUAGACGAGAUGCUGAAAUACAAUAUUCAGCCGAUGAUAACGUUGUAUCACUGGGACUUGCCGCAGAAGCUCCAAGAGAUGGGUGGAUGGACUAACUCGCAUAUUGUCGAUUGGUUCGGUGAUUACGCGCAGGUGGCGUUCAAACUUUUUGGCGAUAGAGUUAAAAGCUGGAUUACUAUCAAUGAACCCCACUCAAUUUGUUACUACGGCUAUUCUAUAGGACAUUUUGCACCUAGAAUCGAUUCUUCAGGAGUAUCAGAGUAUAUGUGCACUAAAUAUUUAUUGUUAGCUCACGCAAGAGCUUACCAUAUUUAUGAUCAAGAAUUUAGACCUUCCCAGAAUGGCAAUAUCUUUAUAGCAUUAAGUGGGCAAUGGUAUCAAUCUGAAACGGACGAAUACCACGAUGCCGCUGAAGACUAUAUUCAAUUUACGGUGGGACAAUACGCUCACCCGAUAUUCUCAACCACUGGCGAUUGGCCGCCUGUCAUGAAGGAGAGAAUAGCAGCCAAAAGCGCCGAGCAAGGUUUCUUCAGGUCAAGGCUACCUGCAUUCUCGCCCGAGGAAGUGGAAUACAUUCGAGGGUCUUCUGACUUUUUUGGAUUAAAUCAUUACACAACAUAUUACGUGUACCGCAAUGAAUCGAGCACUAAUUUUGCAGUACCUUCUUUUGAGGACGAUAUUGGCGCUGAUAGGUAUCAAUUACAAGAAUGGCAUACACAAAAAGAUGUAAAGUAUAUUGGGCAUGUACCAUGGGGCUUCACCAAGUUAUUGGUGAAAAUAAAAGAGGACUACAAUGACGUUCCAAUCCAAAUCACGGAAAAUGGCUUCUCCACGCUUCCCGGGCUGGAAGACGACACGCGCGUGGCGUAUUACUUCGACUACCUGAACGCGUUGCUGGACGCCGUCGAGAGCGGCGUCGACGUGCGGAGCUACGCCGCCUGGAGUCUCCUGGACAACUUCGAGUGGAUAGAAGGAUAUGGCAUACGUUUCGGGCUGUACGAAGUGGACUUUGAAGACGAGGCGCGCCCGCGCACGCCGCGCAAAUCUGCCUUCUUAUACAAAGAGAUCGUGCGCACGCGCGCGCUCGACCCCAGCUUUGAGCCCGACGCCAGCGCUACCAUGACCAUUGACCAAGGACAUUAGCAAACUACUAAUAUGCGAAUAAAAAUAAAAUUAAUGAUAUUAAAUUCUUCCAAAUA
Ostrinia furnacalis (Asian corn borer) is the source of this 1648-nucleotide messenger RNA. Its product is annotated as myrosinase 1-like. The record is from RefSeq and is a predicted model, not a curated record. Gene Ontology annotation, molecular function: beta-glucosidase activity. Gene Ontology annotation, biological process: carbohydrate metabolic process. The transcript has 7 exons. Bases 63 to 1592 code for a protein of 509 amino acids. NCBI's taxonomy places the organism in Eukaryota, Metazoa, Arthropoda, Insecta, Lepidoptera, Crambidae.